AUGGAUCUCUUGAUGCUAUCCAGUAUUCUCUACGAUGCUUCCUUCAAAAGAAUUACGGCCGUAAACGGUCGACUACGACGUUGUUACGGUCGUCUACGUUGCAGUGCUUGGUCGUUUCCUGUUUAUGAUACGGCCGUGUACGAUCGGAUGCGGCUUUUAAACAGUCGCUGUGUUCUGCCGUAUACAACACGGCGAUAUGCGGCCGUAAUACGGCGCAUACCAAAACGUUAA
Messenger RNA from Rotaria socialis, 231 nucleotides. NCBI's taxonomy places the organism in Eukaryota, Metazoa, Rotifera, Eurotatoria, Philodinida, Philodinidae. The record is from the annotation of a GenBank genome assembly.